Pistacia vera is the source of this 3250-nucleotide messenger RNA. Its product is annotated as phospholipase SGR2-like. Gene Ontology annotation, molecular function: nucleic acid binding; glycerophospholipase activity; metal ion binding. The record is from RefSeq and is a predicted model, not a curated record. Gene Ontology annotation, cellular component: cytoplasm. Lineage: Eukaryota; Viridiplantae; Streptophyta; Magnoliopsida; Sapindales; Anacardiaceae.
AUGACUUCAGUUCCAGUGCUGGUUGUACUCGACUUUACUCUUCCAUUUGAGGUUCAUACCGACGCAUCGGGACAAGGAAUUGGAGCUGUCCUAGUCCAAAAUCAGCGGCCUAUUGCAUUCAUUAGCCAAGCUUUUUCCUCCCAGUCCCGACAAAAAUCAGCAUACGAGAGGGAGCUGAUGGCAAUUGUGUCUUCUUCAGCCUUUACCCAUCCAUUCCGGGUUUUUGAAAAUAUCAGCAUGGACUUCAUUGGAGGGUUACCAAAAGCAAAAGGACAGCUCCACGGAUUUCCCAAGUCCGUAGUUUCGAACCGUGAUAGGAUCUUUAUCAGCCAAUUUUGGCAGGAGCCGUUCGAGGCCGCCGACACUUCGCUGAAGUUCAGUUCUGCAUAUCAUCCUCAAACCGAUGGCCAGACGGAGGGAGUCUUAACAAUUAUCUUCUUUAAUAUAUGCAAUUUUAGGAUGCGAUGGCUUUCUGACAAUAGCAGUCUGAGAAGAUUUCAAUCCUCUGGACUUUUUGGAGCUCGAGUUGAUUUACAAGGCUCUACCCCAGGACUUCAUGCAAUUUUUACUAGCGAGGAUGAUACCUAGGAGUCUUGGCUCAAUGUUGAUGCUUCUGGUUUUUCUGGUGUCAUUAGUUUCAGUGGAAAUGGAAUUAAGUUAAGGCGUGGUUAUUCGAAAUCCCAUAAUGUUAUUUAUGUGUUUUCCACCUACAUUCAGGAGGAAUUGCAUCAGCAGAAAGAAGAGGAAAUGGAUGAUUAUUGUUCUCAGGUUCCAGUUAAGCACCUUGUCUUUAUGGUACCCAGUAUUGGUCAGAGGUUGGAGAAAUCUAAAUUGGUUGAUGAUGUCGGCAACUUUCGCCAUAUUACAGCAAUUCUUGCUGAACAACACCUUACUACAGACCAAUGUGGCACCCAGGGAGUUAUUUAUAUCCCUUGCCAAUGAAGAAAAGGUUUGAAGCUCAGUGGCGAAACUGCAGUUGAAAAGAUUACUUUAGAUGGUGUACAAGGUUUGCGUGUCAUGUUGAGUGCAACAGUUCAUGAUGUGUUACACUACAUGAGCCCCAUCUACUGUCAGGAUAUUAUCAACUCGGUUUCAAACCAAUUAAAUCUGUUAUAUCUGAAAUUUCUUAAACGAAAUCUUGGUUAUGAUGGAAAGGUUUCUAUAUAUGGUCAUUCCUUGGGAAGUGUCCUCUCGUAUGACAUCCUUUGCCAUCAAGAGAAUCUAUCAUCCCCGUUUCCAAUGGAUUGGAACAACAAGAUACUUGAAGAAUCUUCCCAUGCUAUGAACAAUAAACCUUCUAAUGGUGACUCUUCAACCGAUUUGAAGGGUAAAAGCUCCACUGAGACAAAUGAAACUAAGGAUAAGGUGGGGUCUGCUGACGAGGACAAGAUGGGUGUACAAUCAACUCAUCUAGAGCACCAGGAAGCACCUGCUAAAGAUUUUUCCUCUCUUGUGGGUACUGUCGUGUCAGAUACUGCAGCAGCUAUGGACUUUGAGCAAACAGCUAAAGAAGAUACUGAUCAAUUGGUUCAGAGUUCUAGUGACACAAUGUCAUCAGAUAUGGCUGCGGCUGAGGAAGAGUCCAAAGAUACAUGUGAUAAGGACAACAACACAAUUGAUCUUCUAAAGAAAGAGAUUGAUUCCCUGAAAGCCAAAGUAGCAGAGCUGGAAUCGUACAAUCAAGGUAGAGAUAAAAAUGAGUUACUUGCCAUUAAGCCAAAGCAACCCAUUUCUGAGAAGCUUGAACCUAUGCUAGAUGAUGAACCAAAGAGUUAUACCCCUUAUAUUAAGUGCACAAAGCUUGAAUUCAAGGUUGACACAUUCUUUGCAGUUGGAUCACCUCUUGGUGUUUUCCUUGCCCUUCGAAAUAUCCAUAUUGGAAUAGAGGCAGAAAAUGCCGAAGAAAGAGAAGAAAGAUCAUAUGGUGUUAUAAUGAUGGAGAGGCUAACUGGAAGUGUAGAAGGACGGAUAGAUCACAUGCUUCAGGAUAAAACAUUUGAACAUCCUUAUUUACAAGCCAUUGGAGCGCAUACAAAUUAUUGGAGGGAUUACGACACCGCCCUUUUCAUAUUGAAACACUUGUUUCGAGAUAUUCCUGAAGACCCUAACUCACCUGCAUCUUCAAGUGAAGACAACUCAAAGAGGGCUUCCAUCGGUUGGUCUGAUCAAAGAGAGACAGAAGAAGAACAACUUCCUCUGACAUUCUCCGACAGAAUGAUGUGGAAAGUAUUAUGGAUGUUGUGUUGUGGUUUCUUACACAGAGUAGAACCACUUGUUUGUAAAGAGUUCCUCACCAUACGUCCAGUUAUUAUCCCUUACCAUAGAGGUGGAAAGAGGCUGCAUAUAGGAUUCCAGGAAUUUACUGAAGAUAUAGCUGCUCACUCUCAGGCAAUAGUGGACCAGUUCAACUCUCUAAGGGCUAAAGUACUUACAGUUUGUCAAUCGAGAAAUGCAGAUGCCCUAGAAGAGGCAGAAAAUGCCGAAGAAAGAGAAGAAAGAUCAUAUGGUGUUAUAAUGAUGGAGAGGCUAACUGGAAGUGUAGAAGGACGGAUAGAUCACAUGCUUCAGGAUAAAACAUUUGAACAUCCUUAUUUACAAGCCAUUGGAGCGCAUACAAAUUAUUGGAGGGAUUACGACACCGCCCUUUUCAUAUUGAAACACUUGUUUCGAGAUAUUCCUGAAGACCCUAACUCACCUGCAUCUUCAAGUGAAGACAACUCAAAGAGGGCUUCCAUCGGUUGGUCUGAUCAAAGAGAGACAGAAGAAGAACAACUUCCUCUGACAUUCUCCGACAGAAUGAUGGUUAGAAACUUCUCGAGGAAGGCUAAUAAGUUUAUAAAGAAGCGCUGAUUAUAUCCGAACUCAACCUCCGUCGUUAACCAUUUGCUGUCACUAACCAUGCUGCGGCAUUGAGGGUCAUAGCAUUCAUUCAAUUGGGAUACUUUUCAGGAGACUCUUGACAUUUUUGUUGGUCUGGAUUUACACGAGUUAUCAAGUGGUAAAAUUUAGCACUCGAACAAUAGAUGAUGGUUAUGCAAGUGUUUGUUAAGUGUAGUGUCUGACACAGCAGAUUGCUUUAUUUCCUAGUUCUUUCUGCACAUAGGUAGGCGGAUGCACCAAAUCAAUUUACCAUAUAGAAAAUAUGUUACUUGUAGCAUAAUUUGUAAAAAUGGAGGUGUACAUAGAAUACAAUAAAAAGCUUUUAUGAUUUGUUGGAUUUGCUAAAUUAUAGCUAUGUUUAUUGGGUCAA